GAUUACACCCAGAAAAUAUGAUGUCAUUCACACAUCUGAACUUGGGCAAAAUGCUGGAGCAAUCACUGCUGACGCUGGAGAUUUAACACUAAAUCGAAGGGAAACAAGGACGUCAUUUACAUUCAGGAAAGUGAGGAGAAGCCCUUGCAAUUGCAUUUACCCAUCUGUCUGUGACAGCCAGAAAGAACAGCGAAGACAAGUACAACCUUCAUUUCCCCAGGAUGAGAUGGAGGCCUCAAAGCUGGAGCAAGAAUAUGUACACAAGGUGUACGAAGACAUUGCCAGACACUUCAGCAGUACCAGGCAUAGCCCAUGGCCCCAAAUUGUAGAGUUUCUCAGGUCCCUACCAAAAGGGUCAAUAGUGGCUGAUGUUGGUUGUGGUAAUGGGAAAUAUCUAGGCAUCAAUGAGGAUUUGUAUAUGGUUGGCUGUGAUCGCAGCAAAAACCUGGUGGAUAUUUGUGGAGAAAAAAAUUUCCAUGCUUUUGUCUGUGAUGCCUUGUCAGUGCCAAUCCGCAGUGGUUCUUGUGACGCCUGCAUCUCUAUUGCUGUAAUCCACCAUUUCUCAACAGCGGAGAGGAGACUGGCUACUAUCCGUGAACUAGUCCGGCUUCUAAGACCUGGUGGGAUGGCACUCAUUUAUGUCUGGGCAAUGGAACAAGAAUACAAAAACCAGAAGUCUAAAUACCUUAAGGAAAAGAAUGGUAGUAAAGACAAGAAGGAGGAAAUCAGUACUGGCAUGGCCCAGAGAACAAUUAGUGAUCAAAUGCCUCAUAGCAGCAGCCAAGACUCAGCAUGUUCUGACCGACUCCUUAAUGACUCAAAGGAUGAAGGCUGUGAUACAAAGCCAGUUGCAGACUCCAGACUGCCUGUUCACACUAACCGAACCUCCUUUCACUCUCAAGAUUUGCUCGUUCCUUGGCACCUGAAAGGUGUCACUAAAAAGAAAGGGGAAAGUGUUGAUACAGUGUCAUUUCCAGGUGGAUCUAAGGAAUCGCAAGAACUCAACCCUGUUUUACACCGUUAUUACCAUGUGUUCUGUGAAGGGGAACUGGAAGCAGUAUGCAGAUCCUUGGAUUGUGUGAGAGUUCAAAAGAGUUAUUAUGAUCAGGGAAACUGGUGUGUGGUUCUAGAAAAGUUGUAGCCUGUGGUGUUUCCUCCACUGCCU
Molecule: messenger RNA, 1165 nt
Organism: Pterocles gutturalis (yellow-throated sandgrouse)
Lineage: Eukaryota; Metazoa; Chordata; Aves; Pterocliformes; Pteroclidae
Product: alkylated DNA repair protein alkB homolog 8-like
Exons: 4
Biological process (GO): tRNA wobble uridine modification
Cellular component (GO): nucleus; cytoplasm
Molecular function (GO): S-adenosylmethionine-dependent methyltransferase activity; tRNA binding
Source: RefSeq, a predicted model, not a curated record